AUGCACGCCAUUCACGAGGCAUACACCCAUGCAAGACCGACUGUCAUCCAAUCGGACUGCAGUGCUUUGGUACAGGGCCUGAGAAGUGCUGCAGCGGAUGCAGAGCAGGUGGGCGUUCCAGAAGCGGAUGUCAAUGCAGUCCUCACGGAGGCCGCCAAGUUCGGCACUGUGGAAGACCUUCCUACAAUUGGAGGACGUGGCAAAUCUAGAGGCGUGUUGACAAGCUUGCGAUUGUUAUGGGGCAAGAGGAAGCUCCAAUCCCUCAGUGAUAGGAUCAUAAUCCUGCAGACAACGCACCAAAUGCUCAAUGAGGCCCGCGAAUGGAAGGUAUUCACUUCCCGCAAGAAUCUCUCCACUCCACAACCAUGGAGCAAGUUCCUCAGCGGCCUUGCGAUUCCAAUACGUUUCCGGCGAAGUGCAUCAACGGCAGAGGUUUCUCUCGAAACCGUCGGCACUACAAGAGAUUCCAGCAAAGACAGCAAAGACACAUCCAAGCCCUGCAAGGUAUUCGAGGUCGACAUGGUGUGCGAAUCGACGAAGACCGUCGUCACUGCGGUGACAGAGGGCAGUAGCUCCGGAUAG
Messenger RNA from Dacryopinax primogenitus, 582 nucleotides. RefSeq lists its product as uncharacterized. The record is from RefSeq and is a predicted model, not a curated record. The transcript has 5 exons. Lineage: Eukaryota; Fungi; Basidiomycota; Dacrymycetes; Dacrymycetales; Dacrymycetaceae. The coding region runs from base 1 to 582 and encodes 193 amino acids.